ACUGAAAGAUUUCUGCACGUGGUGGUUAGCCCACAUGCGCAAGCCCACAUAAUUAUUAGGAUCCUCCCAUACACCCACGCCCCCUUUUCUAAAGGGAGGCGUGGUGUUGCCAGUAUAGAGUACGAUAUCUCCUCCAUCUCCAUCUCUCUCCAUCUAGUAUGUCUAGCUGCAGUUAAGUUGUUGCUGGACCUCAUACGGAUCCUGUAGCAGUACAAAAUGAGCAAGAAGGCGGAGAGUGUGAAAGUGGUAGUGCGUUGUCGGCCCAUGUCCCAGGACGAAACAGCUGCAAACUAUGAGAGAGUGGUGGAUAUGGAUGUGUCUAGGGGGAUGGUGAGUGUGAGAAAUCCGAAGGCCAGAGAUCAAGCUCCAAAAGAGUUUACAUUUGAUGCUGUAUAUGACUGGAACUCCAAACAGAUGGACCUUUACGAUGAAACGUUUAGAUCAACUGUUGACUCUGUCUUAGGAGGUUACAAUGGUACCAUAUUUGCAUAUGGGCAAACGGGGACGGGCAAGACAUACACAAUGGAAGGAGUGCGUGGGAACCCGGAGGAGAGGGGGGUGAUUCCAAACUCUUUCGAGCAUAUUUUCACGCACAUAGGACGCACCCAUGAUGAGCAGUACCUGGUUAGAGCGUCCUACCUGGAGAUAUACCAGGAGGACAUUCGCGACCUGCUCAACAAGAACCAAGGCACCAAACUAGAACUGAAGGAGAGGCCGGACACAGGAGUCUAUGUUAAGGAUCUGUCCUCGUUCAUAGCCAAGAGUGUUAAGGAGAUUGAGCAGGUGAUGAGUGUGGGAAAUCAGAACAGAUCAGUCGGACGUACGGAUAUGAACCAACACUCGUCGAGAUCUCACGCCAUCUUUAUCGUCACUGUGGAGUGCUGUGCGAGGGGCCCCGAUGGAGAGGAUCAUAUCAGAGUGGGCAAGCUGAACCUCGUAGACCUAGCCGGAAGUGAGAGACAGUCAAAAACUGGAUCCACAGGUGAUCGAUUCAAGGAGGCUACAAAGAUCAACCUCUCCCUGUCUGCUCUGGGGAAUGUCAUCUCAGCACUAGUUGAUGGUAAGAGCACCCAUGUACCAUAUAGGGACUCAAAGUUGACCCGACUGCUCCAGGACUCACUAGGAGGUAAUGCCAAGACUGUCAUGGUCACCAAUAUCGGCCCGGCCAGCUAUAACUAUGAGGAAACUAUCAUCUCACUGAGGUAUGCAAAUCGUGCCAAGAACAUAAAGAACAAGCCUCGUAUCAACGAGGAUCCCAAGGAUGCCCUGCUGAGGGAAUACCAGGAGGAGAUAAUGCGUCUGAAGACCUCCCUAGAGAAGAGGAAAGACAAGGGGCAUGGCCACAGGGGCCGGAGGAGGACUGAGUCUGGCAGAGAGGUUGCGAGUGGUGAAGAGAGUGGCGAGGAGGGAGAAGGGGAGAAAGUCGAGUCACUCAAAGCACAGCAGUCUCAGUUGGAGGCAGAGAAGCAGGCCAUCCUCCAAAACAAAGAACUUAUUAAUGAGGAGAAGCAAAAGAUGGUGACAGAAGUCCAACGCAAACAGGACCAGCUCAAGAAAGAGCAAAAGAAGAGAGACCAGCUAGCACAGAAGAUAAAGGCAAUGGAGAGCAAGCUACUAGCUGGUAAGGACGUUGUGGACAGAUCAGCUGAGGCUAAGAGAGCUGUGGAACUGAAGAGACAAGAAGUUUUUGAACAAAAACGUCGAGAACGUGAGAUUCGUCAGCAGCUAGAGCUCAAGGAGGAGAGCACUCUGGAGAUAAAAGGCACCUUCAGCUCUCUGCAGGAAGAGGUAGACUCAAAGACAAAGAAACUGAACAAACUCAAGUCAAAGCUGAAGGCUUGUCGAGAAGAAAUGGCUGACCAAAAGGAGGAGCAGAUUCAGAAGAGGGAAGAGCUGGCACUUUCACUGGAGGAUCUUCAAAGACAGCUAAAAUUAAGGACGUUGAUAGUAGAGAAUUUUGUGCCCACUGAUGAAGUUGAUAAGAUACAGAAGAGAGCUAUGUUUGACGAGGAUACAGACCAGUGGAAACUGAAAUCCUUUGAGCCAAUCAAUGAGGAGAACAUGCUGAGACGCCCAGUGUCAGCUGUGGGUGGUGUGCGACCCGUGUCCCUGUACGCCAGGUUUGGUGUCCAGAACGGGGACCCUCGAUUCAUGGCUGACAACAUUCUCAAGGUGGAGCUGGACAUGCCCAAUCGAACCACACGAGACUAUGAGGGACCUCUGGUGGCUCCCAGUCUGCAGGCAGCACUUGAUGCAGCAAUGCAGGAGGAGGAGGAGAUGGUCUUUGAUGCCAUGGAAUUCUCACAGCCUGGCCAAUCCCAUAAGUCCAGUGGAGGCCAGCGUAAGCGUAGGAGCAAGGAAGGCCAUGCCAGACUAAGACAGAAGAAGAGUCAAGGAGCUGUUCCUAACGAUCACCAGACCAAAGUGGCAAAAGAUAAUUCUACAGAACACUUUCCUUCCACUAGGGGAUUAGUUAGUCGACCAGUUAGGUUCGCAUAGCACUAACGUACUGAUUCAUAGGACGCUCUCCCAAUAACCCUCACAUCACUUAUAUAUUAUUCAUGCUUGCCAAUAAUUAUAUAUGGCCGAGUUUUUGUUAUUAUUAUGCUA
Molecule: messenger RNA, 2610 nt
Organism: Halichondria panicea
Lineage: Eukaryota; Metazoa; Porifera; Demospongiae; Suberitida; Halichondriidae
Product: kinesin-like protein KIF3B
Exons: 19
Coding region: 217-2499 (760 amino acids)
Biological process (GO): microtubule-based movement; mitotic spindle organization; spindle elongation
Cellular component (GO): microtubule associated complex
Molecular function (GO): microtubule motor activity; ATP binding; microtubule binding
Source: RefSeq, a predicted model, not a curated record